UCUGCCGGCUACGUGGGGCGCUAACUCAACUUGGUGUCUCGGGCGCCAGAGCCGAUCGAGCGCGCCUGCCCACCGGCGGGUGGACACGGGUUCCACAGCUCCUGACCUCGGUGACAGAGCAAAUCAAUUGCCCGGAGUUCCAGGUGAAGUUGGGUGCCUGCCCUGGUGAUAACGUCAGUGGAAGCUAUCCAGAGUAAAUGAGGGAAAUUCAGAAAUUGGAGCAUUAAAAGCCAGUUUGGGGCCCUGGUGUCUUGCAGAACAUAGGACCACACAGCUGUGUUUCCAUCCACACACCAUUGUCUUGGGGAGGUGGGGAACUCCAGGAAGCAUUGAACCAGUGACCCCAGCACAGGAGAAGAUAAGUUCAAUAUGGCCAUGUGGCAGGGAGCCAUGGAUAACAGAGGCUUUCAGCAAGGGAGUUUUAGUAGCUUCCAGAGCAGCUCCAGUGAUGAAGAUUUGAUGGAUAUACCGGGGACAGCAAUGGAUUUCUCCAUGAGAGAUGAUGUUCCUCCCUUGGAUCGAGAAAUAGAAGGGGACAAAUCAUACAAUGGUGGAGGACUAGGUUCUUCAAAUAGGAUCAUGGAUUUUUUGGAGGAGCCAAUCCCUGGUGUAGGAACCUAUGAUGAUUUCAACACAAUUGAUUGGGUGAGAGAGAAGUCUCGAGACCGUGAUAGGCACCGAGAGAUUACCAAUAAGAGCAAAGAGUCGACAUGGGCCCUAAUUCACAGUGUGAGUGAUGCUUUUUCCGGCUGGCUGUUGAUGCUCCUUAUUGGGCUUUUAUCAGGUUCCUUAGCUGGUCUGAUAGACAUCUCUGCUCAUUGGAUGACAGACUUAAAAGAAGGUAUAUGCACCGGAGGAUUCUGGUUUAACCAUGAACACUGUUGCUGGAACUCUGAUCAUGUCACCUUUGAAGACAGAUACAAAUGUCCAGAGUGGAAUAGCUGGUCCCAGCUUAUCAUUAGCACGGAUGAGGGAGCCUUUGCCUACAUAGUGAAUUAUUUCAUGUAUGUCCUCUGGGCUCUUCUAUUUGCCUUCCUUGCUGUAUCUCUUGUCAAGGUGUUUGCACCUUAUGCCUGUGGCUCUGGAAUCCCUGAGAUAAAAACUAUCUUGAGUGGCUUCAUUAUUAGAGGCUAUUUGGGUAAGUGGACCCUGGUCAUCAAAACCAUCACCUUGGUGCUGGCAGUGUCAUCUGGCCUGAGCCUGGGCAAAGAGGGCCCCCUAGUGCAUGUGGCUUGCUGCUGUGGGAACAUCCUAUGCCACUGCUUCAACAAAUACCGUAAGAAUGAAGCCAAGCGCAGAGAGGUUUUAUCAGCUGCAGCAGCUGCUGGUGUAUCUGUAGCCUUUGGGGCACCUAUUGGUGGAGUGUUAUUCAGCCUUGAAGAGGUCAGCUACUAUUUUCCACUGAAAACCUUAUGGCGUUCCUUCUUUGCUGCCCUAGUAGCAGCAUUUACUCUACGCUCCAUCAAUCCAUUUGGGAACAGCCGCUUAGUUUUAUUUUAUGUGGAGUUUCACACUCCAUGGCAUCUCUUUGAGCUUGUGCCAUUCAUUCUAUUAGGCAUAUUUGGUGGCCUGUGGGGAGCUCUGUUUAUCCGCACAAACAUUGCCUGGUGUCGGAAACGUAAGACCACACAGUUGGGCAAAUAUCCUGUUAUAGAAGUACUCAUUGUGACAGCUAUCACUGCCAUUCUGGCCUUUCCUAAUGAAUACACCCGAAUGAGCACAAGUGAGCUCAUUUCGGAGCUGUUCAAUGACUGUGGCCUUCUGGACUCCUCCAAGCUGUGUGAUUAUGAGAAUCACUUCAACACAAGCAAGGGCGGUGAGCUGCCUGACAGACCUGCUGGCGUGGGAGUCUACAGUGCCAUGUGGCAGCUGGCUUUGACACUCAUACUGAAAAUUGUCAUUACUAUAUUCACCUUUGGUAUGAAGAUCCCUUCUGGCCUCUUUAUUCCUAGCAUGGCUGUUGGUGCUAUAGCAGGUCGCCUUUUAGGAGUAGGAAUGGAGCAGUUGGCUUAUUACCACCAUGACUGGACCAUCUUCAAUAGCUGGUGUAGUCAGGGAGCGGACUGUAUCACGCCUGGCCUUUAUGCCAUGGUUGGGGCUGCAGCCUGCUUAGGUGGGGUGACUCGGAUGACUGUUUCUCUUGUUGUCAUAAUGUUUGAACUAACUGGUGGCUUGGAAUAUAUCGUGCCUCUGAUGGCUGCAGCCAUGACAAGCAAAUGGGUAGCAGAUGCUCUUGGGCGUGAGGGCAUCUAUGAUGCCCACAUCCGUCUCAAUGGAUACCCCUUCCUUGAAGCCAAAGAAGAGUUUGCUCAUAAGACCCUUGCAAUGGAUGUGAUGAAACCCCGGAGGAAUGAUCCUUUAUUGACUGUCCUUACACAGGACAGUAUGACUGUGGAGGAUGUGGAAACGAUAAUCAGUGAAACUACUUACAGUGGCUUCCCAGUAGUAGUGUCCCGGGAGUCUCAAAGACUUGUAGGCUUUGUCCUUCGAAGAGAUCUCAUUAUUUCAAUUGAAAAUGCUCGAAAGAAACAGGAUGGGGUUGUGAGCACCUCUAUCAUUUAUUUCACUGAGCAUUCUCCUCCAAUGCCACCUUACACUCCACCCACCCUGAAGCUUCGGAACAUCCUGGAUCUCAGCCCCUUCACUGUGACAGACCUUACACCCAUGGAGAUCGUAGUGGAUAUCUUCCGCAAGCUGGGACUGCGGCAGUGCCUGGUUACCCACAAUGGGCGAUUGCUGGGAAUCAUUACCAAAAAGGAUGUGCUAAAGCAUAUAGCACAGAUGGCAAACCAAGAUCCUGAUUCCAUUCUCUUCAACUAGAAUCAUGGGUUGUUCUGGAUAUAAGACAGGAAGGACAUUGCAGACCAUGGAUAUAUUUUAUUAACUGGGUACCCAAAACACAUUUCCCAUAUUUGGAUGGUGAAGUCCUAAUUAGUGUGUUGUCUCUUUCCUAAAAGUUAACCAGUUGCACUACAUAAUCUCUGGAAAUUAAUCUUCUCUUUAGGAGAAAAUACAAUUAGGCUUCUGUGAUCUUUGCAUUAGGAAGAUUUUGCGAAAGAGUAUACAAGAUUGCUAUGGUUUAAUCAUA
Molecule: messenger RNA, 3088 nt
Organism: Dipodomys ordii (Ord's kangaroo rat)
Lineage: Eukaryota; Metazoa; Chordata; Mammalia; Rodentia; Heteromyidae
Gene: Clcn5
Product: chloride channel, voltage-sensitive 5
Exons: 15
Coding region: 370-2820 (816 amino acids)
Biological process (GO): transmembrane transport; chloride transport
Cellular component (GO): early endosome; synaptic vesicle; Golgi apparatus
Molecular function (GO): voltage-gated chloride channel activity
Source: RefSeq, a predicted model, not a curated record